AUGUUACAGCAUCUGUCUAUUAUUUUUCAGGAACAUCUAAAUACUCUUAAAGAAAACGCUCCACGUGUGGAUACUACGAAGCUUGAACAACUGCUAUCCGCUGCUUACGCAUUUAUCAGUCCUGAGCUACAACAAAUCAGCUUGCCCGACUUUCCUGUAGAUAACUUGAAUGUUGCUGCACUUAUUUUGGAACGGAACCCUAAUAUUCCAGUCCAUAAACUUUUGUAUUUAUUAUAUCCAUACAACACAUUCCUAUCAAGAGAUCAUAUAAAGAACGUGGAAAUAGUAUUACAUAACUUAAAUAUUGAAACCAAGCCUCAAUGGAGUAUUGCUUUACAUAAUGUUGAGUUCAAAGAUAACCAAGCUUUAGUAAAUAUAGAGAUAAAUGGUGAAAAGUCACAGUUCAGUGUGUCAUGUGGAGGAAACAAGAGUAAGACGGAGAAAAAGGGAUUUGUUAAAACAGAGUAUCAAACUCAAUUGCUAAAUGAAUUGCUAUUGAGUCAUAGUGUUGGCGAUUUUUGUAUAGUUGGUCCAAAAGGAUGUGGUAAAAGCCUUCUUGUUUCCCAACUAGCCUCGCUAUUAGGGUACACAAUAGAACCAAUUGUUUUAUACCAAGAUAUGACAGCUAGGGAUCUUAUACAACAAAGAACAACUUUGGACAAUGGGGAUACAGUAUGGAGAAAUUCAGCUUUAGUGGAAGCUGCUUUGAAAGGCCACUUGGCAGUUUUAGAUGGUUUGCACAGAAUACAUGCAAGUACUCUAGCUGUUUUGCAUAGAUUAGUUCACGACAGAGAAUUACAGCUACACGAUGGCACUAGGCUCUUACGACAUGAUCGAUACGAUGACUUGCUUGCCUCUGGAUUGUCCCAGAAAGAUUUAGAAGAAAGUGGUGUAAAGAGGAUACAUCCUGCUUUCAGGAUAGUAGCUUUAGCGGAACCGCCAAUAUUAGGCAGCGGUCAGCAAUGGUUGUCACCGGAGAUACUUAGCCUCUUCAUAUUCCAUGAAAUGCGAAAUCUGAGCAAAAAUGAAGAGAUGUUUAUUAUUAAUUCUUUGUAUGGAGACAUUUCCGAUCCGUUACAUUCUAUAAUGGAGCUAGCUGAUCAAUUAAGAAAAUCAGAAGAUAGCACUUUAAAAAAUCUAUCUUCAUCUCUAUCCACAAGACAGUUAUUACGGAUAGCGAGUCGCAUGGCCAAAUACCCGGCCGACUCUGCCUAUGAAACAAUACAAAGAACAUUCUUAGCUAAAUUCCUACCUAAUUUGGCGAGACGAGCCCUAGAUGGCGCUUCAAACAAAAUCGGAAUUCAACAACCAUCAAAGUUUGGAUUAUUUGACAAAAAAUCCACAAAAGUUGGAUGUUCCGUACAAAAUGGCAUCCUAAAAAUUGGGAAUACAAGCACAAAUAUAUUCAAAACCGAUGCUCUAACAAAAGUGCCUGAUAUCUUGUUCUAUGAUGUUCCACAACACAUAGCUUUAUUAGAAUGGCUCCUACAGGACUUUCUACUUGGUAAUCAUUUGCUAUUGGUAGGAAACCAAGGGGUGGGGAAGAACAAAGUCGCCGACCGUCUAUUACAAUUGCUCAAUAGACCGAGAGAAUAUAUCCAGUUACAUAGAGACACUACAGUGCAAUCAUUAACUGUUCAACCAAAUGUUAAAGAUGGCAUAGUGAUAUACGACGACUCACCAUUAGUAAAGGCGGUUAAAAACGGUCAUGUCUUAGUAGUCGAUGAGGCGGAUAAAGCUCCUACACACGUUACUUGUAUUUUAAAGACUUUAGUAGAAAACGGGGAGAUGAUUUUAAGUGAUGGAAGACGCAUAGUGCCCAAAGAUAUGAUGGAUGAUUCGGGGGGACAUGUAUCUAGUUUUAUACCAGUUCAUGAUGAUUUUAGAAUGAUUGUUCUAGCUAAUCGGCCAGGAUUUCCGUUUUUGGGCAACGACUUCUUUGCUUCUUUAGGUGAUCUAUUUUCCUGCCACGCAGUAGAUAACCCAUCGAUAGAUUCAGAAAUGGAACUUCUUCGUUCGUACGGGCCCGAUGUACCGGAAGAUGUAAUGAAGAAACUGGUCCAAGCGUUUGCAGUGCUGAGGGAUAUGGCUGACCAGGGCCAAUUGACUUACCCAUACUCUACGAGGGAGCUCGUGAAUAUUGUUAAACAUUUACAGAAAUAUCCGGACGAAGAUCUAGCGACUGCAAUAGGUAACGUGUUCGAUUUCGAUCGAUACAGCAAAGAUAUGGCGGACACAUUAUUAGAAGUGCUACAUUCAAGCGGGCUCCCCACUGAGGGAGUGCUGGAGGGCAGAUCAAAGGAAGCAUUGAAAAAGUUACAAAUGACCAUAGAAAGAACUAGUGGCAAAGACGUAUCAUCCCCAAAGCAUGGUAAAGAAGACCCAGAGAACCAGCCGCAUGUAGGCGGUAAUACAUGGGCGGGCGGUACUGGAGGCAGGGACACUGCAGGGCUGGGCGGGAAGGGUGGUCCCUACCGCCUGGACAAGGGACAUGAUGUGCAUCAGUUAUCUGACGCAGAAAAAGACGACAUUCCAGAGCAUGUAAAGAAAGCGGCGCGAGAAAUGAAUAGAAAAGCUUUUGAAGAGCGACUGAAAGAAAUUAAGAUGAGUGAAUAUGAUGCCAAGUUGUAUGGACAGUUUUUAAAAGCAGUACAACCACAGAUAGGGGCCCUCCGAGGAGUUUUGGCUGAGCUUCAGGCGAAGAAGAAAGAGCGCAGCUGGAGCAGACAUCAGACCAGCGGCGAAUUAGAUGACGGGAAAAUUAUUGAGGGUUUAACAGGUGAACGGUCUAUAUAUAGGCGUCGUACAGAACAGGAGCCGCCGCCGGGCGCGCCGCCCGACAAGCCGAAGCGACUGCGGCUAGUACUCGACGUAUCUGGCAGUAUGUAUAGAUUCAAUUCCUACGAUGGUCGUCUAGAACGUUCUAUGGAAGCUGUAGUCUUGAUAACAGAGGCUCUCAGAGGUUACGAAGCGCGUAUUCGCUACGAUAUGUACGCGCAUUCUGGUGAAGAACAUGCUUUAGAACUUGUCAGGGUUGAUAGGCCUCCUACUGAUGAGAAACAGAGGCUACAGAUAAUCCGUACGAUGCACGCGCACUCGCAAUUCUGCUGGUCGGGCGACAACACGUUGCCGGCGGCGCGGCACGCCAUCGCCUCCCUCGCUGAGGAGGACGCAGACGAGGCCAUCGUCUUGAUAUUAUCUGAUGCUAAUUUACGACGAUAUGGCAUCGCACCAGAAGAGCUGGGAACCAUUCUAACAUCGGACCCGAGGGUGCAGGCACACGCUAUAUUCAUUGGCAGCUUGGGAGACGAAGCUAAUGUUCUUCUUCGAAAGUUGCCGGCGGGCCACGCGCACGUUUGUAUGGACGUGGCAUCUCUGCCUCAAAUAAUGCAGCAGAUAUUUGCCUCCUCGUUGCUACAGAAUUCA
Molecule: messenger RNA, 3426 nt
Organism: Brenthis ino (lesser marbled fritillary)
Lineage: Eukaryota; Metazoa; Arthropoda; Insecta; Lepidoptera; Nymphalidae
Source: the annotation of a GenBank genome assembly